Molecule: messenger RNA, 1239 nt
Organism: Rhodamnia argentea
Lineage: Eukaryota; Viridiplantae; Streptophyta; Magnoliopsida; Myrtales; Myrtaceae
Product: probable 2-carboxy-D-arabinitol-1-phosphatase
Exons: 7
Coding region: 145-1023 (292 amino acids)
Molecular function (GO): phosphatase activity
Source: RefSeq, a predicted model, not a curated record
GCAUAUCCACGGACCACGACCCAAGUCGGACUUGUGAGGACAGCAUUCGUUGUCCGGAACGCAGACCCGCAUCGCUCAAUCCAUCUCGCAGCUCUCUCGCUGCAUCGAAGGCUAUCGAUCGAAGACGUUCGUCGCCGGAAAGAGAUGGUUCCGGGAGUCAUCACCGCCCUGACGAGCCCUCCAUUAGCGAGGUCGUCGAGGUUCGGGAUCAGCGUCAAAAGUCCACCGGAGCUCCACCGCCGCGGCAGCUCGGCCGUUCCAGCCGUGCGGUGCGACGCAAGCCCCGCUCUGUCUCUAUCCGAGGAGAGACUUGAAAAUGGUGCUUCUGUGACUGGUGGUGCGUAUGAUUUUUCCAGAGCAACAACAUCGCUUACUGGAAAAAUGCUAGAUUCGUCAAAGAAGGUCACUCUUGUUAGGCAUGGCCUUAGCUCUUGGAAUGAAGAAAGCAGAGUCCAGGGAAGCUCAAAUCUUUCCGUGCUAACGGAAACUGGGGUAAAGCAAGCUGAGAGGUGCAGGCAAGCCUUGUCAGAUAUGCAUUUUGAUCAGUGUUUCUCAAGUCCAAUAUCUCGUGCGAAGACUACUGCAGAAGUCCUAUGGCAAGGGAGGGAGGAGCCAUUAAUUUUCCUGGAUUCAUUGAAGGAGGCCCAUCUAUUUUUCCUUGAAGGAAUGAAAAAUGUUGAUGCCCGGGCGAUAUAUCCGAAGGAGUAUACAACAUGGAGGGAGGAUCCAUCAAACUUUUGUGUGAAUGGUGUUUACCCUGUAAGGAAAUUGUGGGGGACGGCAAGAGAGGCUUGGAAGGAGAUCUUGCUAUCACCUGGAAAAGAUUUUCUGGUUGUGACCCACAAAUCAAUGUUGAGGGCGCUGAUAUGUGUAGCUCUUGGUCUAGAGCCCGAAAGGUUCCGAGCAACAGACAUUAAUAAUGGUGGAAUUUCUGUGUUUAGCUUCAACAAAAGAGGAGAAGCGAUGCUUCAGUCAUUGAACAUGACAACCCACAUGUACAAGGAUCAUGUCUAUAUGUACUAGAAGUUCUUGGCAACCGUUCUUCUGUAUCCGAGCGUCAGGAAAGUGGCAAUGGCUGGAGCAGCAAGCACUUUCAUGCAUGAUAAAGGGUGCACGAUCUCCUGAAUCCAAACAAGAAGAAGCGGGGUUUCAUCUUCUUUCCUUGGAUGUAUGCUUUGAUUACGGUCGCUCUGAGAGUUGUAUAAGAGAUUGAAGCUUCACUGGUGCAGAAAUGUAGAA